Molecule: messenger RNA, 2466 nt
Organism: Penicillium nucicola
Lineage: Eukaryota; Fungi; Ascomycota; Eurotiomycetes; Eurotiales; Aspergillaceae
Product: putative R3H domain protein
Exons: 4
Coding region: 1-2466 (821 amino acids)
Biological process (GO): galactose metabolic process
Molecular function (GO): nucleic acid binding
Source: RefSeq, a predicted model, not a curated record
AUGGCAUCCCAAAGUCCCCUCGGAGGAGAUGGUCCACCCUCUUUUGCAAAGAUUGCCGCAAUGGCCACGACCUCCAACCCCCCAACUUCUUCAGCAUCCGAUGAGAACGAUAUCGGCCAAUCGGUGACCUCAUCUUCUCGCGCGGAAGCGCAUGACCCGAGUACCAAUUGCCCCAGUCAGCACACCCUGGAAAAAACGCCAGAGGCCAACUACAUUGACCUGGCUGUUGAGGACCUAGGAAGAGGGGUGCAGGAUAUUGGGAUUACUCUUAGCAAGCACCGUGCAGGCUCAGACACUUUCCUUGGUGGUCAGGAAAAUGGCUUGCUCAAGCGAGAGAACUCCUUUGAUGAUGACCGUACUCAUCUUUCUACGUCCUCUACGAAAAUGACCAAUUUCGACUCGAAGAGUCUUGCUUCUGUGACCACUUUCGCAAUGGAUGAAAAAGACUCUGUGCGUCCUGAUGACAGUGCGAGCGUUCAAGCCAUUGACGAAGAGGAUGCACUUUCUGGUCCUGCCUCGGGCGCUACAAACUCAAUAGCAGGCUCGGAAUCUGACGGUCGUGCAUAUCGUGACCAUUAUCGCGAUGGCAUCUCUCUACAGCCACGCGGUAUUCUUUCUGUUCCUGGUCCUCUAUUUAAUGGCACUGAGCCUGGCAAUGGCAUGAUUCUCCCAGAUUCAGUCGCAAACAACUUCGUGAUUCCCACCGACCCGGACAGCAUCCAGGACGGUCAAAAUUUACAUGGAUUCCCACUUGAUCCAGACGAGAAGCUUUUGGAGGCAAUGAAAUCACCAAAAGAUCGUCUGUUGAUUCUGCAGCUGGAGGAGAAGAUUCGCCACUUCAUCAAGGACUCUAGUGAACAAUCGUUAGAGCUGCCUCCCUCAAACGCAUUUGGACGACUUCUUGCACACAAACUAGGGGAUUACUAUCAUUUGACACAUUUUGUCGACAACAAUGUAACAUCGGUCAGACUGCACCGAACGCCCUUUUGCCGACUACCCGCGCCUUUGGCAACUGUGCAUGCUUCCACCCACACUACGCCCCCUCCAACUGUUCCCGCAAUGAAGAUUAUGCGCCGAAAUGAUGUCGAACGACCCGAUGGAAGCAUCGGAGGCUCCUCAGCGCCGUCGAAGGCGACUUCAGAGGCAGGUGAUAGUGGUCAAGAUGGAGAUCGAAACGGAUCUUCAUCUGGUGCUACUCCCGCCAAAGAUCGAAUGAACAUGACACGAGAGGAGCGGGAAGCAAAAUACCACGAAGCCCGCGAGCGAAUUUUCCGUGACUUCCCAGACAGUGCCAAAUCAGACACAGCCAGUGGCGAGUCGAACCCCAACAUGUCGCGCUCCAGCUCAGUGAAUGGUCGCAAAAAGAACCAGAAACAGAGAACUCCGCAUGACGACAGUUUCGAGGUUCGCUCCCAGUUCAACGCCUAUUAUCCAGGUAUGCAACAUGGAAACGGUUCCGCUCCAUACAAUGUUGCCGCGAACGACAACUCAUACUCGAACCAAGUACCCUACUUGGUUGGUCCCGGUGUGCCCCUGCCUUCGGGUGGCUAUAUGCCAUCCGGUCAAAUCGGCGCCAUGUAUCCUGGGCAGAUGCAGGGACAAAUGCAAGGCCAGAUGCCAAACCAGAUGCCAAACCAGAUGCAGGGACAGAUGCCAAAUCAACUGCAGGGACAGGUGCCAAAUCAACUGCAGGGACAGGUGCCAAACCAAAUGCAGGGACAGGUGCCAGGCCAAAUGCAAAACCAAAUGCAGGGCCAGAUGAACAUGAAUGGCAUGCAGUAUCCUAUGGCCAUGUCGCCUCAAAUGACUCCCAAUGGCUCAUGGCAGGGGGGCAAUAUGUCGCAGCAAUCGCCGUAUUCUGGUUACGCUUCGAUGAACCAGCCGGGAAUGAUGAGCCAGCAAUCCUCAAACAAGUCCUCGCCGGCGAUGAACAACUACGCCGUCCCAAAUACCGCACCAUACCAGCAAAAUUCUAACUGGAACCCUCCGUCUUACCCUACAAGUUAUCAACAGGGCCAACCUCAAAGAAACGGCCCGCCUGUCCACUGGCCCGGCUAUCCCCAACAUCAGCAGUCCAUGCCGCCAAAUAUGGGCGGAUAUCCUUAUUCUCAGUACCCUGGCCAGCACCUGAACCCUACAAUGCAGAAUGGAGGAUACUCCAAUGCCAGAUCACACUUCAACCCACAGACCAGGUCAUUUAUCCCAGGUGGCGCACCCUUUAGUCGCCAUCCGAACAAAGUCCCCCAGCAUACCCUGCAGCCCUACAGCAACAUGCAACCCGGCCCCCAAAGCCAGUGGACCGGAUACCAUGAAGUCGCUCAAAAUCGGAACAUGGACCCUUCCGUAAACAUGGGUUCGACCCGUAUCCCUUCCUCGGGUCCCCGCGACUCAAUUGCUAAAUGGGGCACACCAUCUCACCUCCCCCUAAACCUCCACCAUCCGAAGUCCCCUCUGAGUUCGACAUGA